This is a messenger RNA of Suillus fuscotomentosus, 1101 nucleotides long. Its product is annotated as SNF2 family N-terminal domain-containing protein. The coding region runs from base 1 to 852 and encodes 283 amino acids. Gene Ontology annotation, cellular component: nucleus. The transcript is spliced from 4 exons. The record is from RefSeq and is a predicted model, not a curated record. Gene Ontology annotation, biological process: positive regulation of transcription by RNA polymerase II. NCBI's taxonomy places the organism in Eukaryota, Fungi, Basidiomycota, Agaricomycetes, Boletales, Suillaceae. Gene Ontology annotation, molecular function: ATP-dependent chromatin remodeler activity; DNA binding; ATP binding.
AUGAAACAGCCUGGCAUUGGCGGAAGUCAGCUCAAGGGCCUGCAAUGGAUGGUCAAGCUCAAUGGUAUCCUUGCAGAAGAGAUGGGUCUCGAUAAAACCAUCCAGACCAUCUCGCUAGUUACCUUCCUCAUCGAGGUGAAGAGACAACGGGGCCCUUAUCUUGUCAUCGUGCCUCUGACGACAAUGACGAACUGGUCUGCUGUAUUCGCAAAGUGGGCGCCGACGAUGAAAACGAUUUCGUACAAGGGCAACCCUGCGCAACGUCGCAACCUUCAAGGUGACCUGCGGAUGGGCCAGUGCCAGGUUCUGCUCACUACACACGAGUACAUCAUCAAAAACCGGCCUAUUCUCAGCAAGCUCAAAAGCAAGAGGGACAUGACUGACUCGCCAUCACAUGAAGAACACCCAGUCAAAGUUUGCGCAGACGCUCACACGAUACUACCAUUCCUACUACUGUCUCAUCCUCACCGGUACCCCUUCAGAACAACAUUCCCGAACUUUAGCCCGUUCUUAACUUUGUCCUUCCUGGAAUUUUCAACUCUAAAAUCAUUCGAUAAAUGGUUCAACACAUCAUUCGCGAACUCGGGUACAGGGAACAAGAUCGAGUUGAACGAAGAAGAGGUACUGCUCACCAUCCGGCAGUUGCAUAAGGUGUUACGGCCGUUAUUGUUGAGAAGGCUGAAGAAAGACGUGGAGAGCAAACUUCCGAAUAAGAUGGAAAUUAUUGAAGUCCGCACGAGCGCCCUGCUGAGUCAGCUGUGUAGGCAGAUGAAGAGGCACGAGAUGAUCGCCAAUGGAAAGAAUGCGAAGGGGUACAUUGUUUUUGCUUUCGGCGGAGUGGGCGGGACAUAGUGCUGGUUUUUUGUUUUCUAGCAAAUCUGGAGGUGUGAAGGGUUUGGGCAAUGAGUUUAUGCAGUUGCGCAAGAUCUGUUAAUGUUCGAGAGCGCCGAGGGCAAGGAUUAUCCCGAUCAUUAUCAGUUGAUCGCACAUCCGAUUGCCUUGUCCACACUUCGAAAGUGGGGUAGCACUGGAUAUUACAAAAGCAUCACGCACUACAAAGAGGACUGGAAGCUCAUGUUCAACAACGCACGGAUGUAUGAC